This is a messenger RNA of Solanum verrucosum, 1317 nucleotides long. RefSeq lists its product as uncharacterized. The transcript has a single exon. NCBI's taxonomy places the organism in Eukaryota, Viridiplantae, Streptophyta, Magnoliopsida, Solanales, Solanaceae. The record is from RefSeq and is a predicted model, not a curated record. The coding region runs from base 159 to 1259 and encodes 366 amino acids.
GUGUUGGGUAUAGACUUAAUCCCAUAAAUUCCAAAAGUCAACUGGUUGCCACUCUGUCUUAGCUACAGUUCAUCCCCUAAUCACCUCCUUUUUAUAACAAUUAAUUCUCCAAAUCAGAACAGUAAAGAGGGAAAAAAUAGGAGAAAAGAGGCAAGAAGAUGGGAAGGGUGAAACUGAACAAUGAUCCAACUUCAAGCCUAAAGCACUUUAGUCAUCCACAUGAAUUGGAGUUAUGCACCCAACUCCAAGAUCUAAGCCCUUGUUCAGGAUGCAGACUUCCACCAUCAGGCCAAAUGUACAUAUGUAGGCCUUGCAACUUCACUCUUCAUUUAAGCUGUGCUAAAUUCCCACAGCUGAUUACUCACCCCUCUCAUCCGAACCACCCUCUCAACCUCCUCCCAACGUCCAAAUACCCCGGUGGCCAGUUCAAUUGUGAUGCCUGUAAACGCCAUGGAACCGGCUUUAGCUACCAUUGCAGUUAUUGUGAGUUUGAUCUCCAUGUGAUUUGUGCAUCUAAACCCCUCAAAAUCACACACGAACUGCACCAAUGCUCGCUUGAACUCACCUUCAAGAAUCCUUAUGCUAAUGCCAAAGGCUUCUCUUGUGAUGUAUGCCGCAAGAUUGGAGUCAAGCAGUGGCUUUAUAGAUGUCCUGCUUGUGAGUUUGAUGUUCAUUUGGAUUGUUUAACUUCUGCCCCUAGGCAGGAAGCUUCACAGUCAACUACCCUCCAGCACCACCAUUCAUUCCCAGGGGCUCCUAACCAAUUCCAGCAGGCUACUGUGGGUAGACAAGCAAGGUCACAGCAUUUGAUGCAUGCCGCAAGCACAGGUGCAAUAACUAACAACCAUGCUCUACAGCCUACAGUAUUUCAAGGACAAGCGAGGCCAAACCAGCUGUUUCAUAGUGCUAGUACAAGUGCAGUUCCGCAGCAACAGUUCCUACAACCUCCUAUAACUCAAGGACAAGCAAGGCCAAACCAGUUGUUUCAUAGUGCUAGUACAAGUGCAGUUCCACAGCAACAGUUCCUGCAACCUACUAUGAUUCAAGGACAAGUGAGGCCAAACCAGUAUAUGCAGACUCCAGGAUUCGGGAAUAAUUUAAUGAAUGCUGCAAUACAAGGACUUGUAGAAGGUGCAGCUCAACAGGCUGGUCAGACUUUCAUGCAGGGGAUCAUAGGUGGUGGUGACAAUAAUGGUGGAAAUGAAGGAUCAUCAAUCCUGGGAGGCAUUUUUGGUGACUCGUCAGACACGCAAUACUAGAUUACAUAUAUUAUUUAUUUCCAUUUUACUUGUCUGAGUAUAACAGGUUAGGUUCGGG